AUGACUUCCACCGCCCUCACAGCAACCGGCACAUCCGCCGCCGCCGCCCCCUCGACGACGGCAUGUGGCUCCCGGCUCUACGACACGCCCGUCCAGGACCGCGUCUGCGCGAUGCCCUACGGCGGCAACCACACCGACAUCAUGUCGGCCUGCUGCCGCGACGCCGACGUCGUCGCCUACUACGACAACUGCGGCCUCUACUGCCUCGCCCUCGGCCAGUCCAUCAAGGACCUCCAGGACUGCCUCUUCGAGCAGGGCGCCGGCUACACCGACGUCUUCUGCCGCGACAACGGCAACGUCAACGCCAGCGCCACGGCGACGGGGAACCCGGACCAGCCACCCGCGUCCGCCCAGGCGAGCGUCGUCGCCUCGGGCGGCGGCGGCGGUGACGACAAGGACGGCGGCGACAACACGGCGAGCGGCACGGGGAGCGGCGCCUCGUCGACCUCCUCGCCCAACGCCGCCGCGGGUGGGCUGCACGCCCCGGCCGGCGUGAGCACCCUCGGCCUGACCGUCGGUGCGCUCCUGUUGUCGGCCGCCACGUUUGGCGCUCUCCAGAUUUGA
Molecule: messenger RNA, 564 nt
Organism: Colletotrichum higginsianum IMI 349063
Lineage: Eukaryota; Fungi; Ascomycota; Sordariomycetes; Glomerellales; Glomerellaceae
Exons: 1
Coding region: 1-564 (187 amino acids)
Source: RefSeq, a predicted model, not a curated record